AUGGUAUCUGCAGGAAAUACACCUGGACCUGUGAAAAUGCUCGCUCUUAGUCAUGGACGAUAUGCCAAAGACAUUGAUGAAUUCCGUACAAAUAAGUCUUUAGAAACAACCUUAUUGUUAUCGAGAAUUAUGGCAGAAGCACCCGCUCUCAGUGUACAAAUAGUUCGUGGUUUAAACGAUAGAGUUUACGAGAAACGUAAAGCAGCUGCAUUAGAAAUAGAAAAAUUAAUUAGAACGCAUUUUGCUUCUAAUAAUGUAGAAAAAAUUAAAAGUAUUAUUGAAAAACUCACUCAAGAUUUUGCUUACUCUGCACAUCAAAAUUCACGUAAUGGAGGUCUAAUAGGUUUAGCAGCAGCCGCAAUCGCUUUAGGGCCUGAUGUGGCACCCUAUUUAGAUGAUAUUGCUACGCCAGUUCUUCAUUGCUUUACUGACCAAGAAUCACGCGUAAGAUAUUAUGCGUGUGAAAGCAUGUAUAAUAUUGCAAAGGUUUCUAAAGGCGAGAUUUUGAGAUAUUUUAAUGAGAUUUUUGAUGCAAUGAGUAAGCUAGCCGCAGAUGCUGACUUACCAGUGAAAAAUGGAACAGAACUAUUGGAUAGGUUAAUUAAAGAUAUUGCAGCAGAACAAUCAACCACAUAUGUUUCAGUUUUAGAUGCCCCAAGCCUUGUUUCAAAUGACGAUCAAGAUUUUUCAACGGAUCCAAUGAAUAUCCCAAGAACCACAGCAUUUUCAUUACCAAAAUUUAUUCCAUUGUUGGCUGAACGUAUUCGUGUUAAAAAUCCAUUCACACGAUUGUUUUUAGUUUCAUGGAUUACAGUAUUAGACUCAAUACCAGAUCUUGAAUUGGUUUCUUUUUUACCAGAUUUUUUAGAUGGACUAAUAAAUUUUUUGAGUGAUCCCAAUGAAGCUGUGUGUGUUUCAACUUCCAACGUCUUGGCAAAUUUUUUAACAGAAAUACGUGAAGCUGUUGAGGUUAAAGAACAACAAAAACAACAAGCUAUGAAAAUCUUUUAUGUUGAACAACAACGAAAAUUUGCAAAUUUAUCUGAAAAUAAUAGCGAAACAGGCGAUAGCUUGAAAGAUGGUACUGUUACCAAUAGCAGCGUUGAUGAUGAUAACUCUACUUUGGUUAAAUCAGUUGAUGCUGGUGAUGCCUUUUGGGAUUCUAUAUCUAUAAGUGAGAUGGAGGGUAAAGGUAAAGGAACCUGGGUCCCAGGUCAAAGUGUAGAGAUCAAUUUUACCAGAAUUAUUGAAAUUUUAAUGCCACAUUUAAGUUCCUCAGUUGAACAAAUUCAAGAAACAGCAUUGAAAUGGAUAAAUGAAUUUAUUAAUAUUGCUAAAGAAGUGGUCAUCAGCUUUACACCUCAAUUAAUAAGUGCUGUCUUACCCUCCUUGGCUCAUUCAGUUCCAAAUAUCCUUUCAUACCAAUAUGUAAAAAUUGAUUCAAAUAGUGUUGUAGAUACGUCACCUUUAAUAGAGGAGGAAGUUGAUCCUUUUGAUUAUCGAUCAACAGUUAGAUCAUUGGUGGAUCAAUUUAUUAACAGCCAUGAAGAAACAAGAAUUGCAAGUUUAGAUUUGUUGAUAAUGCUUCAUAAAAAAGCGCCCAAAAAGAUACUUGCUUUUGAUGAUGGGUAUUUUCCAAAUCUAUUGGAACUUCUCUUAGAUCCAUCAGAAGAAGUUGCAAAACGUGAUCUUCAGCUUCUUGCACAAUUAUCUUCAAGUUCUCAAGAUGAAUAUUUUCCAAAGUUUAUGGUUGACUUGUUGAAAUUGUUUGCUACUGAUCGCAAAUUAUUAGAAAACAGAGGAAGUCUAAUUAUUCGGCAUUUAUGUCUGAGUCUUAAUUCAGAAAGGAUAUACAUGAGUUUUGCUGAGAUUUUGGAAAAAGAAGAGGAUAUAGAAUUUGCUUCAAAUAUGGUACAAAAUCUCAACAGUAUACUUAUAACGUCACCAGAACUUUCAGAUUUAAGAAGAAGAUUAAAACACUUGGAGGCAAAGGAUGGACAAAUGUUGUUUACAGCAUUAUAUAAAUCAUGGUGUCAUAAUCCAGUUGCAACAUUUUCACUUUACAAAUACCCACAUUUGGUAAAAUGUUUAUAUGGAUUAUUGAUGUUAUUACCACAAAGUAGUGCAUUUGCAAGUUUAAAAAAUAGGUUGACAAGUGUCAGUUCUAUGGGAUUUUUGCAUUUAAUGCCAAAAAGUCCAAAUGAUUCAAAAAAAUCAAUUAGUAAAUUAUUAUCAUCAAGAGAUGAAGGAAUUAGGUUCCAAGAUUUGUUGACGCAUUUCAAAACGGUUCAAACAAAACAUGAAACAAUUCGUAAACAAGCUCGUACUAUUAAGAAAAGUAAUACUACACGUAGAAGAAGAAAUCAAGAUUAG
This is a messenger RNA of Entrophospora sp. SA101, 2373 nucleotides long. The record is from the annotation of a GenBank genome assembly. NCBI's taxonomy places the organism in Eukaryota, Fungi, Glomeromycota, Glomeromycetes, Entrophosporales, Entrophosporaceae.